AUUUCACAAAUCCAUUGCUCCCAUUCUUCUAAGUUUCUCACUCACCUCUAUCGACCUAGAGCUAUAUAGCUAGCAAUCCCAUUUUCAUUUGCAAAGCCCAUUCCUCUAUAUACUUCAAUUAGUUAUUAUCAUGGCCAUUGUUUCUGAGUUCUCAUUGUCUUCUCAUUAUCUUGGUUGUGAUGAUGAGAAGAAUGCUAAGGCUAUUCAGUUUAUUGAAGAAAUGACCCAAAAUCCUGACAGUGUGCAAGAGAGGGUACUGGCUGAGAUUUUGGGCCAAAACGGCGAAACCGAAUACCUGAAACGGUUUCAGCUUACUGGUGCAAAAGACCGUGAGACUUUCAAGUCUAAGGUUCCUAUUGUUAGUUAUGAAGAUUUGCAGCCUUAUAUUCAACGCAUUGCUAAUGGCGACCGUUCCCCUAUCUUAUGUGCUCACCCAAUCUCUGAAUUUCUCACUAGUUCUGGAACUUCCGGUGGAGAAAGAAAAUUGAUGCCAACCAUUGUUCAAGAUCAUGACCGCCGUCAAUUACUUUACAGCCUCCUCAUGCCAGUGAUGAGCCUAUACGUGCCUAAUUUGGACAAAGGCAAAGCUCUCAACUUCCUCUUCAUCAAAGCAGAAACCAAGACCCCAAGUGGCUUAGUGGCACGCCCAGUGCUUACCAGCUAUUACAAGAGCGACCACUUCAAGAACCGACCCUACGACCCAUACAACGUCUACACCAGUCCAAACGAAGCAAUCCUUUGCCCAGACUCCUUCCAAAGCAUGUACACUCAGAUGCUAUGCGGCCUCAUCAUGCGCCACGACGUCCUCCGUGUCGGUGCCGUCUUCGCCUCCGGCCUCCUCCGCGCCAUCCGCUUCCUCCAGCUAAAUUGGGAUCAAUUAGCACACGACAUCGCCACUGGGACCCUAAGCCCCAAAAUCACCGACCAUUCUCUCAAGGAGUGCAUGUCCAAGAUCCUGAAACCGGAUACGGAGCUUGCCAAUUUCGUCAGAAACGAAUGCGUCCAAGAAAAUUGGGAAAGAAUAAUCACAAGAAUUUGGCCUAACACGAAGUACCUUGACGUGAUUGUAACUGGCGCCAUGGCGCAGUAUAUUCCAACGCUUGAUUACUACAGCGGUGGGUUACCUCUAGCGUGCACCAUGUAUGCCUCGUCGGAGUGCUACUUCGGGCUUAACCUUAAGCCUAUUUGCAACCCCUCGGAUGUUUCUUACACCAUAAUGCCGAACAUGGGUUACUUCGAGUUCUUACCCCACAACGACUCAGCUUCAGCGCGUGGCUCCCACUCGCCAGAACCGCGCCUGGUGGAUCUAGCCCAAGUUGAAUACGGAAAGUUGUAUGAGUUAGUUAUAACUACCUAUUCGGGGCUGUGCCGUUACCGUGUAGGGGACAUUCUCCAAGUCACGGGGUUCCACAACAAAGCGCCGCAGUUCCGGUUCGUGAGGCGAAAGAACGUCUUAUUAAGCAUCGACUCGGAUAAAACCGACGAGGCGGAGCUCCAGAGAGCUGUGGAGAGUGCGUCGACGCUCCUGAAGGAGUUCGACACGAGCGUAGCGGAGUACACAAGCUUCGCCGACACGGGUUCCAUCCCUGGACACUACGUGAUAUACUGGGAGCUUUUGAUGAAGGAGGCUUCGAUGGCACCAUUACCAGAAGAGGUUCUGAACCAGUGUUGCUUGGCGAUGGAGGAAUCGCUUAACUCGGUCUAUCGACAGGGAAGAGUGGCGGACCGUUCUAUUGGGCCGUUGGAGAUUCGUGUUGUGAAGAGUGGAACGUUUGAGGAGCUUAUGGACUAUGCUAUUUCGAAAGGCGCGUCAAUUAACCAGUACAAGGUUCCGAGGUGCGUGAGCUUCACGCCCCUAACGGAGAUACUAAACUCUAGGGUGGUUUCUUCUUUCUAUGUUACCUUUUUGUUUCCCACUUCUACUAGUUGGCAUGUGGCUAGUGGAAAUUGAACAGUUAGUUGGUUGUCUGCGUUCAUGAAAUAAUUGCAGCUCGGUGCAUUAUGUAAUUGUCAUUUAUAUGUUGGCGGCCACUUAAAUGAAGUAAUGAAAAAUGACUUAUGCUGAA
Arachis ipaensis is the source of this 2066-nucleotide messenger RNA. RefSeq names its product putative indole-3-acetic acid-amido synthetase GH3.1. Gene Ontology annotation, molecular function: acid-amino acid ligase activity. Gene Ontology annotation, cellular component: cytoplasm. The record is from RefSeq and is a predicted model, not a curated record. NCBI's taxonomy places the organism in Eukaryota, Viridiplantae, Streptophyta, Magnoliopsida, Fabales, Fabaceae.